GGAGAAGAGGAGCCAACCUUGAUGGAGAUGUUGCUAAUUUUAUUGAAACUGAGCGGUUGGUGGAGAUUGAAGGUUUCCAGUCCCCAUUAUUGCAGAUUCGAGGUUCAAUUCGGCUUCUUUGGGAGCAAAUUGUUGACUUGAGAUAUAAACCACAACUUAGAAUUAUUACUCAUGAGCAGACGUCAAAUGUUGUGGAGUGCCAUUUUUUUAAUCUUUCGCAAAGAUAUGGAGAGACAAUGGCAGUAGACCUAACUGAUCAACAUGGCGAUGAAGGUCAACUAAGCACGGCAUUUUCUGCUGAAAUGCAAAAUCUACCAAACGUGAGGUGACAAUUUGCAUACUUAUGUAUGCAACCAUGUUGGCUCCCAACUGAAUCAUUUUCCGACUUCAAGUAGAUUCCUUUUUUUUUUCGAGCAGAUACGUUUCAUUUGACUUUCAUCAUGUAUGUGGUAACUCAAACUUUGAAAACCUAAAGGUUCUAUACGAGCAUCUCAGAGCAAUUUGAAAGGCAAGGUUGAGCAGAUUAUUCCCCGUAGAUGCGAAAGGCAAUAUACUGGAGGAGCAGAAAGGGAUUGUCAGAUCAAACUGCAUUGAUUGCCUAGAUAGAACAAAUGUUACUCAGAGUUACUUGGCCCAGAAGUCUCUAGAUGCACAGUUGCAGAGGACUGGAGUGCUGGAUUCUUUUGAAAACAUUUCUAUGUUUGCUGAAGACUAUCAAACAUUUAGAGCGUUGUGGGCGGAGCAAGGUGACGAGAUAAGCCUCGAGUAUGCAGGGACGUAUGCCCUGAAAGGGGACCUGGUUAGAUAUGGGAAGCAGACAUUUGGAGGAAUAAUUAAAGAUGGGAUGAGUGCUCUUUCAAGAUAUUUUUUGAAUAACUUUCAGGAUGGCAUUCGGCAGGAUCCCUAUGGAUCUUAUCAGUGGCCGCUAUACAGUUAGAAGGGAUAUUUCACCAUCCCGGGCUGAAUCUUUUUCUCAUUUCCCAGCCCUACCAUGCUUGGAAACGAAUCUGAUCGCUUGGCUUUGCUAGACUUCAAGAAAAGAAUAACUGAAGAUCCUCUCAGUGUCAUGAGCUCGUGGAAUCAUUCCAUCCACUUCUGCAGUUGGGUAGGCAUUGCAUGCCACCGUGCCACCCAAAGAGUCUUGAUUCUGGACCUGGAAGAUAAACAACUGGUAGGCUCCAUUCCACCUUCCAUUGGAAAUCUCACUCGUCUAAUUGAAAUAAGCUUGGGAAUCAACGAGUUUCAUGGUGAAAUCCCUCAAGAAUUGGGUCGACUACGUACCCUGGAAAGUCUCAACCUGUCUUUCAAUUCUUUAGGUGGGAAAAUUCCGACUAAUAUGUCCCACUGUACUCAACUAAGAGUUUUCGAUCUUCUUUCCAAUAAGAUUAUUGGGUCGAUUCCACGCCAACUCAGUUCAUGGUUGAGUUUGACUCUUCUAAAACUUGGAGGAAAUGAUCUCAGUGGAACCAUCCCAGGUUGGAUAGGAAACUUUUCUUCUUUGAGAGGUCUUGGUCUUGCUCACAACAAUUUUCAAGGAAGCAUACCAAAUGAGCUCGGGCAUAUAACAACCUUGCAGAUAUUCCUCGUUGGGGGCAAUAAUUUGUCUGGUAUGCUCCCUUCUUCAAUUUAUAAUAUUUCUUCCAUAUACAUGUUCGGUGUUCAAAUAAACCAAUUACAUGGAGAGCUACCACCAAAUCUCGGCAUCAUGCUUCCUAAUCUCGAAGUAUUUUUAUGUGAUAUAAACAAUUUCACAGGAAAUAUUCCUGUAUCAUUGUCAAAUGCUUCUAGACUUCAGAGGAUUGAUUUUUCUACAAAUGGCUUCACGGGGACAGUCCCUGGAGAAAGUCUCGGAAGCUUGCGAAGCUUAAUUUCGCUAAACUUUGGAGAAAAUCGACUGGGAAAUGGAAAACUUGGUGAUUUGAGUUUUCUCAAUUUCUUGGCUAAUUGUACUAGUCUUAAAAAAUUGGGUCUUGGCUAUAAUCAUUUUGGGGGAGAAAUCCCGAGAUCCAUAGCCAACCUUUCGACCCAACUACAAGUUCUUUAUCUAGGGGUUAAUUUGUUACAUGGAAGCCUCCCAAACGGCAUUGGAAAUCUUAUAAACCUUGCCGAUCUAGAUAUGACUUAUACCUAUUUGGCGGGUGUUGUCCCCGAAGAAAUUGGGAAGCUCAAGAAGAUGAAGAGACUAGCUUUGAAUGCUAACAAAUUUUCCGGGCCAAUUCCAUCUUCCCUUGGUAAUAUAACUUCAUUGACAGAGCUCUACAUGGACGGAAAUAGUUUUGAGGGAAGUAUACCUCCAAGUCUUGGAAACUGCAAAAACCUGUUGAAACUUUUACUUAAUAAUAACAAUCUAACGGGCAGCAUACCUAAAAAGCUUAUGGAGAUUUCAACCCUUUCAGGUCGUUUAGACCUAUCUGGAAAUUAUUUGACUGGUUCAUUGCCAAGUGAAGUGGGUGAUUUGGUGCAUCUCACAGUGCUAAAUGUAUCAAACAACAAGUUAUCAGGGGAAAUCCCCAGCACCAUCGGCCGUUGUACCAGUUUGGGGGGCUUGUACUUGGACGACAACAAAUUUGAAGGAACAAUUCCUCAGUCUCUUAAAGAUUUAAAGGGCUUGGAAGAACUUGACAUUUCAAGCAAUAACUUAUCUGGGCAGAUUCCUGAAUUCAUAAGCAAGCUUCGAGCACUUAAGUAUCUCAAUCUUUCGCAUAAUGAUUUUGAAGGCGAGUUGCCUAAAGAAGGAAUUUUUUCAAAUGUCAGUGGUGUCUCAGUUCUGGGAAAUCAUAGGCUAUGUGGUGGUAUCCCAGAAUUACAUCAACCUGCAUGCCCCAAAAAUAAACACCAUUCAUCUCGAGGACUACUUUCCCCAAAAGUAGUCAUCCCUAUAUCUUGUGCACUUGCAUUCAUAAUUGCUCUAUCAUGCUUCUUCGGUGCUCGUUCAAUGCUAAAAAAGUCAAGAGAUGAACUUGUAACUUCACGUUCUUAUAAGGAUUGGAAAUUAGGUGUUUCCUACUCACAGCUUGUUGCUUCGACUAACGGUUUCUCUGUGGAUAAUUUGAUUGGUUCGGGAAGUUUUGGUUCUGUUUUUAAAGGGGUAAUUCCUAGCGAUGGAACGGUAGUUGCUGUUAAGGUAUUAAACCUUCAACAACAAGGAGCGUCUAAGAGUUUCAAUGAUGAAUGCAAAGCUUUAAGAAGUGUCAGGCACCGAAAUCUUCUCAAGAUCAUAACUGCAUGCUCAAGCAUUGAUAAUCAUGGUAGAGACUUCAAAAGUCUAGUCUUCGAGUUCAUGCGAAAUGGAAGUCUUGACUCGUGGUUGCAUCCUAGAGACGAGGAGCAACCUCCAAGUAAGAGAUUGAAUUUUAUGCAAAGAUUGAACAUAGCCAUUGAUGUUGCUUCUGCGUUAGAUUAUCUCCACAACCAUUGUGAAACGUCCAUUGUUCAUUGUGAUCUAAAGCCGAGCAAUGUACUUCUUGAUGAAGACAUGGUAGCGCAUGUUGGGGACUUUGGUUUAGCAAGGUUCCUCUUGGAAGCAUCAAAUGAUCAUUCCCUCAGUCAAACAAUGUCAUCGCAACUAAAGGGUUCUAUAGGUUACAUUCCUCCAGAGUACGGCAUGGGAGGCCAAGUUUCCAUACUGGGAGAUGUUUAUAGCUACGGGAUACUCUUGCUAGAAAUGUUCACAGGAAAAACACCUACUGAUGACAUGUUCAUUGAAGGUCUAAGCAUUUACAAAUUCGCAGCCAUGGCUUUGCCUGACCAUGUCAUGGAUGUUGUUGACCCUUCAUUGCUCCUCGACCUUGAAGUUGAUGGUAGUGUUAACGAUGACAGAUACGAAAGGACUGCGCUGCCCAGACGUAACAAUCACAGAGUGGUGAAAGCAAAAAAGGUAGAGGAAUGCUUGUUUGAUGUGAUGCAGAUAGGACUCUCCUGCUGUGCAGUAUCACCAAAAGAGCGGAUGCUUUUGAAUAUGGUUGUCGGAAAAAUGAGUGCAAUUAGAGACUCGUACCUCAAAGUUCAAGAAGGCUAAAGAAGGACAAAGAUAUGCUGCUUGUGGUUUUUCUUUUCUUGUUUUUCUUUACUUUUCCUGCCAUUGCUUUGAACCUUACCUGUUUUAUGUCAGUUGUUGUUUUAAACAAACGAAGUUUUCAUUUAUAUGACUUGAAGCUUUCAAAUUCUUAUUUGUGUGGAGCUAUUUGUAAUUGUCUUGGUUAUGUCAAUCCUGUUUAGAAUAUGAUAAACUCAAUGCUUAAGCAGUUUAGGACAUUUCAGUCUCA
Molecule: messenger RNA, 4265 nt
Organism: Malus domestica (apple)
Lineage: Eukaryota; Viridiplantae; Streptophyta; Magnoliopsida; Rosales; Rosaceae
Source: RefSeq, a predicted model, not a curated record